Drosophila gunungcola (fruit fly) is the source of this 1816-nucleotide messenger RNA. Its product is annotated as probable ribonuclease ZC3H12C. Gene Ontology annotation, cellular component: cytoplasmic ribonucleoprotein granule; nucleus. Bases 116 to 1726 code for a protein of 536 amino acids. Gene Ontology annotation, molecular function: RNA endonuclease activity; mRNA binding. NCBI's taxonomy places the organism in Eukaryota, Metazoa, Arthropoda, Insecta, Diptera, Drosophilidae. The transcript has 6 exons. The record is from RefSeq and is a predicted model, not a curated record.
GAAAAAUACCAAAACACGCACAUUGCUAAAUCAGCUGGUUGCCUAUUGCAGAGUUUAAUAAAGAUCGAGAGUUUUAAUUAUUUGUUUGCCAUAAAUAAGACGUGUUGGGCCAAUAAUGGGCAAGACCAAAAAGAGCAGGAGACACCAAAAGAACAAAAAGACGAAACAGCAGUGGCAUAAGAAGGGUUUGGCCUCCGCCAAGGCAUCAGAAAUCCUUCUCAAGUUAUCAGCCGUCGAUCCCCAAGUAGAUGGCCCAUCUGCUCCAAGUAACGCGGCAGCAACACAAGAUAUAGUGGUCUCCAGCACCAGCGCCGAAAUGCCUAGACCAAACGCUCUGGCUCAAACCAAGGGGUUCAAGAAGUUCAGGGACCUCAAAGCUAAGAACUCACCAAAAAGACUGCAACGCAAGGCCAUUCAAAAAAAGCAACUAGAUCGCGAAGUGAUAUCAAAACUGCUCAGCUCGAUAAAGAAAAAAUACAAGGUACAAAAAAACCCUAAUAUUAAGCGCAGAUUGGACUUUCGUAGCAAAGAAUCACCGAAAAAGAAUCCCCUGGUGCCGAAACCAAAGUUCUACAGACCGCAAAAGAUCGCUGAAAGUGUUUUCAAACAUCGAAAUGACACAAUUGAAGACGGUGAAAUCAUCGAGGAGUUACCGAGCAGCGACGAUGAUGACUGCGUGCUGCUGGAGACUCCAAAUGUAUCCAUAAACAUUGAUGAUGAUGGUGGAGACGAAGGUGAUAGCCAUGAUAGCGAUGAAAGCGAUGAUAGCGAUGAUGAGCCCUGCACAAGUGAUAAAAUCUUUAAGGCUUGCCAGCGUCGCGCCGAGUCUCUAACAACACCGAAGAUAGUUCAAGAUAGCAACAGAGAGGCUGCCUUGCGUGUAAAAACAAAAUCAGACAAUGAAGUUUUAUACUCAACCAUCACGAAGGCAGAGCCCACCAUCAACUUGGUGGAUAGCCCGGAACGAGUGCCCAGUCCAGUUGCAGACAACAACGAUUCAGUAAUUAUUAUUGAGGACACCAUUGGGUUUGUUGGUGGAGAAGAUUACAUACCACUUCCAUCAUAUUCACCGCCGUUGGUGAAGGGCAAAAAGAAAGGGAGGAGCACAAGGCUUGAGAAAAAGCCCAAAGAGAAAAGCGGCCGGAUAAAUGACAGCUUUUUCACCACUGCCGAAAAGAAAAAACUUGGAGACUACAAUAGCAACACAUUUAACCCUUCGGAGGAGAUAGGAGAGACCAGUAGCAAGCCGAAAACAAACAAGAGGUCUAUUAUUAUUGACGGUAGCAAUGUGGCCUUUGCCCAUGGAAACUCGAAUGUGUUCUCCUCGGAGGGAAUAAUGUAUUGCUUGCAAUACUUCGACAAAAUGGGCCACAAUUGCAAGGCUGUAGUGCCAAUGUUUCGGAAGAACUUCUAUAAAUCCUCAAAUCCUGAGCUUUUGGACAAGUUGCACAAGGAGGGCAAGAUAGUUUUUACGCCAUGCAAAAAUAUUCCCGGUCAAAUGUCAUCCAGCUACGAUGAUCGCUUCAUUUUGCAGCUGGCUUACGAAUGGAAUGCGGCCGUAGUUUCCAACGACAACUACAGAGACCUCAUUGAUGAAAGUCCUGCCUUCAAAAUGAUCGUCGAGAAUCGCGUUCUUGGCUACACGUGGUGCGACAAUAUAUUCAUUCUUCCCAAAGAUCCCUACGGCCGAUGGGGACCUAAACUUGACGAAAUUCUGCGUUGCUAAUCCCUGAGGUUAUUUAGUUAGCUACGCCUUUAUUAUUUAUGUUAAAAUUUGUUUAGUUUCGUGUAUAAAGCUUUUGAGUUACUAGGUUUA